GUAAAAACUUCGACCUUUAAAAUUAGUUUCGGAAUCUCUGUUAAUAGAUAUUAAUUGAAAACAUCAAAUGUUUCCAGAAAAAGAAAUAUUUUCACAUAACUCAUGUAAAAUAGUCUAGAAUCAUAGCUGUGUUGAUACCAUCAUGUUAUGAUGAAAUCUGAUAAAAGCAGAAGCACAUGUUAGAGAAAUAUUAUAACUGCAAUGUAGGUCUGUUCGGUUUUUUUCUCCAUUUGUUGAUGUUAUUACUUGCUCAAGAAAUCGUUGAGAAAUGAGCGAAUUUACUGAUUCAUCUACUCUACGAUGGUUUUUAGAAGUCUGAUUUUAAUAAGUGAUUUUUAUUCGUUUGUGUAUAUUUAAUUUAGGACAAUCAUUUUUGUAAUAUACGUGAAUAGAGUUGCAUUAUAUUGAAUGAAACGAGAUCUAGUUUAUUAACUAUCGGUUUUUGUAAUCGUUUGAUUUGUACAAUAUGCCUGCAUUCCAACAAAGGACUGUUAUUAUUGGUUAUAAAUUAAGGAUAAAAAAUAAAUUUAAAAGUGUCGUAGAAGAGACUGAAAAUGUUGUUGGUCUGUUGCGGUCGUGCGUUUCAUCUUUUACAGAUAGAGUGAAUAAGCUUUUGGACAAUAAUGAUGAAAACUUUCUUAAAUUAUAUCAGAAGUUAAAUGAUGAAUUUGAAAAGUACCAGGAAAAAUUAUUCUUCAUUCAUGCUUCUUUAGAAAAUCCUGAUGCAGAAAGCAUCAAUGAGGUCUCUGAGGAAGAAACAAAUCAACAAAUAGCUUCAAAAAAUGAUCAAGUUUCUCAAACAUCACGUACACAAAGUAUUUCAGGACAAACACAUGCCAAUUUUAUUGCACCUUCACAAACUUCCUCUUUGUCAUCUUCAUCUUUCUGUUCUCUCCAAGAUGUUUGUGAUUCUGUUCCUGUGUCUCUGAAAGAAAAGAAUGGUGCUGCUAACGUUCAUUGUGAUCCAUCUAUUCAAUCUCACAAAAAUUUACAAAAUGUUGAAACUGACAUUUUACAAUCAUCUGAGCUUCAACAAGAAUCUUCACAUUCUUUGUCUAGAAAUUCAUUUUAUUCUUUUUCAUCAAAUAUAAGUGCCAUUAAACCACAAAGUGCAUCUUCAAGCAUAACAGAUUCUUUGAAUUGUGACAUUGCUGAGAAUGAUAAACAGUCAGUUGCACAAAGUAUAACUCAUCCAAGUACUCCUGUUUCAUCCAGACCAACUUCUUUAAUACUGCCAUCAGCCAUUUCAAUACCAUCUGUUAUAUCUGCUACUUUGACUCAUGUGAUAAACCCUGAUGAUUUCUGGAUGCAACUUGAAAAUUCAAAAGGAUAUGUUCUCACUUUUCCUUCAUCCCUAGUGGCCGACUCAGAUCCACCAUCUUUUAUACAGCCUGGUGAUUACUGCCUUGCACCCUUCAAGUCAAUACCUGUGUAUUAUAGAGCUAAGAUUAUGACUGAAAUUUCAGAGGAUCACACUGUUGAAGUAUUUUUUAUUGAUCAUGGUUCAACUCAUGGUGUUACUGUUUGGGAUUUAAGACCUUUACCAGCAGACUUGUAUAAAGUUCCUAUGCAAGCUGUACAUUGUUGCCUGUCUGAUAUUAUACCUAUUAAUGGAGCUUGGACAAGAUCGUCUGUUGACAAGCUUAAAGAGUUUCAAAAUAAUACACUCGAGACACAUGUGAAAAGUUUAAAAAGUUCUGAUACAGGUUACAAAUAUGCAGUUCAGUUAAUUGCAACAAUAUCUGCACUCUUUAGUGAAGAUUUCUCAUGUGAUAUCGCUCAAGCUCUUUGUAUUGAUGGCUUGGCUAUAUUUGAUGAGGUAAGCCUUUCUGUUCAAGAAUCUGCAAGCGAAAUGUGUAAUCAAAGAAGUUGUGACUCGGGAGUAAGUGUAACUUCUAAUCAAAGAGCAAGUCCAUGUACACCUGUGGUUUAUAACAGUUCUGAUGUGCUAGAGAAUUGUAGCAUUUCAUCAUUUGUUCCUGCAAAUACUUUACAAAAGGAGGCCUAUGUAAAAUCUGAGCACCUUAUAGCAACUGAUGCAUGUGCAAUCAGUGAAACUCAAGAUCUGAUAUCAUUUGACAGUGAAGAUGCCAUGAAUUGCCCAUCUGCUAGAAACACUAAUAAGAAUGCAUUAAUUGGGGAAUGUUUAAGAACUGUUGACUGUGAUUGUGAAUGGCAUGUGGAAGUUCCCCCUCCAUCAAUUAUGUUUGUGGAAAAGGACAUGAUGUUAGUCAUGGUAUGUCACAUUAUCAAUCCCAAUGAAUUUUAUGUUAAUUUGGCCAUGCCUGAUAGCAUCAGUUUAGAUGAUCUUCGAGACCAAAUGACAUCUACAUAUGAGUCAACAAAUCUGAAUUUCCGUUCAUUGUUUUUGGGAGAUCUCAAAGAAGGAAUGUACUUAGCUGCACGUUUUGAACAGGAUGGACAUUGGUAUCGGGUUAAAAUAUUGAGAAUUAAUGCAGAGGUUCUAACUUUAUUGAAUUUUUAUCCCAAGUCUGAGCGAACCUGUGAUGCUUAUGUGCAAUACAUCGACUAUGGAAAUAAAGCGUUUGUCAAGUGCGGCGAUUUGCGACCUUUGCUCCCACAAUUUGCGGAAGCCCCAUCCUUUGCAAUUAAGUGUUCAUUAGCAGGCGUCACACCCAAGGAUAAAAUCAACUGUACUGGGGAAAAUCAAUCAGAAUCUCAAGGCUGGAGUUGUGAGGCAAUACAGAAAUUUAAAGAAUUAGUAAGUUUUGAGCGUUGUCUGACUGCCCAAAUAUGUGAACUUCGGAAUUCAAGAAGUGCUCCUGGUUCAGCUUAUGCAUCAUAUGAAAAUAAGCCUCUUCAAGUACUUUUAUGGGAUACUGAAGGAGCAGAGGAUGUUCUAAUAAAUGAAAUUUUUUCUGAGAGUGAUCAAGCUAGAUUUCACAAUAACAUUUUAAAAAUAAUUGAAGAAAAUGCAAAACUCGAUGCAAAAGAAGCUGAGAUUCUCAAUCAUUGGGAUCCUAUGCGUGAAGAAUUUGAGGGAGUUGAAAAUAGCUAUGGUGUUUGCAUGGAUGAUCCUUCAGUAGCUAUUGCUGGCUAUAAACCUAGAGAUGAAAGCUAUAUCUGCAGGUAUUUUUCUCUACGGGGAUAUUGUCCUCGUGGUGAUAGUUGUUCAUUGGAACACAUUCCUUUGGCUGAAGGUGGUGUUACUAGAGAUCAAGAAGAAGUCUAUGCUCUAGAUCCAAUCCCAGCACUUCCAAAGUCUUCUACUUAUGUUAUGGUUCAAGUUUCAGCUGUGAUAAAUCCAGGAUUGUUCUAUUGUAUUUUGCCAUUUGGAGAUAAAACUGUGGAUGAAGUGGAUGCUCUUGCCAAUAGAGGUCGCAUUAAAGAAGUAUGGAUGAAGGAUGAAAUCAAAGCUCUUUUUAAAGACAUGAGGGAAUAUUAUUCAAAUGCUCCAUUCACUGAAAAUACGACAGUCGCUUUAUCAUUUGGAACCAUUGUUGUUGCAUGGCGCCGAGUAGAUUGUUCUUGGCAUAGAGCUCGAGUGCUUGAUGUUUCAGAUGUUACUGGACCAGCAAGGGUUUUCUUUGUGGAUUUUGGAGACGAAGAUUGGGUUCCUCGGAAAAAAAUUCGACAGAUACUUCCUCAGUUUUUCUACACUCCGUUUCAAGCUGUUGAAUGCCACCUGUCUGAUGUAGAGCCACUUGGUUUUGAGAGUGGAAAAAGGUGGACUCCUGAAGCUAUAUAUCAUUUUCAGCAGUUGGUGUCUUAUGAAGUGCUGUUAGCACAUGUGAUAUACAGGAGUGAAAAUAUACUUCAUGUAACACUUACAAAGACAAAGGAAAAUGAUCAUUGUUCUAUUAGUGAGAGUCUUGUAAAUGAAGGAUUUGCACAAUAUGUGGCUUUUUCUGCUUCUCCUAAAAAAGAAAGCUUGUAUGUGCCUGGUUAGUUCAUAUAUAACAAGUCAAAGUAUGGGACUUUAAUUAUUUUGUGAUGUGUGUAAUUUUGUGAAGUCAUAAAAAAAACUUAAUAAAGAUUUAUAUUUUUGUUUCUAGUA
Messenger RNA from Argiope bruennichi, 4018 nucleotides. Its product is annotated as tudor domain-containing protein 6-like. The coding region runs from base 467 to 3910 and encodes 1147 amino acids. Lineage: Eukaryota; Metazoa; Arthropoda; Arachnida; Araneae; Araneidae. The record is from RefSeq and is a predicted model, not a curated record. Gene Ontology annotation, biological process: spermatogenesis. Gene Ontology annotation, molecular function: metal ion binding. The transcript is spliced from 17 exons.